Anolis carolinensis (green anole) is the source of this 1547-nucleotide messenger RNA. RefSeq names its product neuferricin. The transcript has 4 exons. The coding region runs from base 24 to 794 and encodes 256 amino acids. The record is from RefSeq and is a predicted model, not a curated record. Gene Ontology annotation, cellular component: endomembrane system; membrane. NCBI's taxonomy places the organism in Eukaryota, Metazoa, Chordata, Lepidosauria, Squamata, Anolidae.
GAGGCGGGGCCGGCGGUGACGUCAUGCGAGGCCUAGCCUGGCCUGGUCUUUUGGCGGCGGCGGCGCUGGGCGCGGCCUGGGCCUGGGCCUGGCUCUUCUGGGGCCGCGGGUUCGAGGCCCGCGCGGGGCCGACCGUCCUGCUCCGCGCCGAGGAGCUCCGCCGCUUCUCCGGGGAGGAAGGCAGCGCCGGGCUGUACCUGGCCCUCCUGGGAGAAGUCUUCGACGUGAGCAGCGGGCGCAGGCACUACGGGCCCGGAGGGGCCUACAGCUUCUUCGCAGGGAGAGACGCCUCCCGAGCGUUUGCCACGGGCGACUUCAGCCCCUCGGGCCUGACCGAUGACCUGGCCGGACUCUCGCCCUCCGAGGCCCUGGCCAUCCAGGAGUGGCUGCACUUCUACCGGAAGAACUACGCGCCCGUCGGCAAGGUGUCCGGACGCUUCUACGAUGCCGGUGGUGCCGCGACGGAGGCCCUGCACCACGCGGAAGCCCUGGCGGCGGAAGGAGGGCGCCUGCGGGCCGAGCAGGAGGAGCACAAGCGGCACUUCCCGCCUUGCAACGCCGAGUGGAGCGCCGGAGGAGGAGGAGGAGGAGGAGGAGGGAGCCGCGUCUGGUGCUCCAAACACAGCGGCGGCGUUUCUCGCGACUGGAGCGGCGUCCCCCGGAGGCUGCAGGAGGCGGGAUCGGUGCACGGGCGUUGCGUGUGCGUGCAGGAGGAGCACGCCGUGGGGGGGCCCGGCCUGGAGGUGUACGAGGGGUGCCCCCCCUUUGCCCAUUCCUGCGCCGUGAAGGGAUGAUGGUGAGAAGUGUUUGCGGCUUGUUGAAGAACCAGGGAAUGCCCUUCGGGCUAAGGAUGUCUCCAAGGCAGCAAACAACUCAAAGGGAACAAAGGCCAAGCUGUUUCUAAAAAUUAUUAUUAAUAAUAAUAAUAAUAAUUAUAAUUAUUAUUAUUAUUAUUUUAUUGUAUGACACAGCCUCUGUUUGUAGUCUGUCUGUGCGAUUUUCUUACAGCAGCUGAGGAUAUGAUUAAUGGUUUCGUCGGUUUCCUUGCACAGUCUGCAUUUUAAUCUAUGUUAAUUUUAUCAAUAUUUGUAUGUAUAUAUUUUUAUCCUUUACAAUUUUAUCUUGUAAAUCGCCUAGAGCAUCGUGGAUGGAGGGCAAUUAAUAAGUAAUUAAAUGAUGAUGAUGACGAUGAUUUUGUUGUGCCAGCUGUCAGCUCUAGUUUGUAGUGCGGUUUUCUUGUACUGGUUUUUUUGUCUGCUGUGCUUUGAGGAGUUUCUGAUUUUUGACUUCAAUCAAAGCAGGUUCGGAUGAAAAUUAUUAUUAUUAUUAUUAUUAUUAUUAUUAUUAUUAUGUCUCCAGGCAGGGAAAGCAAUGCACUGAAACCAGCCAACAACGGAUCUGGUCCGUACUUGGCCAUCUCUACAUACACGCAAGAGUUGGCGGGAUUGCCCUGGGAACCCACAUCCGAACUAAAUUUUUAUGCAGAAACAAACCAAAAAUGUAGUCAAUAAAAUGUAGUACAAUAAAAAAAUGAAUUUUGGUAAAAA